Plasmopara halstedii is the source of this 159-nucleotide messenger RNA. RefSeq lists its product as uncharacterized. The coding region runs from base 1 to 159 and encodes 52 amino acids. NCBI's taxonomy places the organism in Eukaryota, Oomycota, Peronosporomycetes, Peronosporales, Peronosporaceae. The transcript has 2 exons. The record is from RefSeq and is a predicted model, not a curated record.
AUGGACCUUGAGAUAUCGGAGGGAGUUAUCAAUAGUGUUCUUGAGCAUGUCAGCACCAUUUUGCUGAAGGCGGAUCUCUCUUCAACAAUCUCCCCGAAGCAAUCUGUCAGUUUGCGGAUAGACAGAGAGAAGCAGUUAGGAGAAGACGAAUUCCUAUGA